AUGGACGGAGACAGAGCCCUGAGCUUCGAGCCAGAUGAGAAGGUCUUCAAGGAGCACUCGCCCUUUGGGGGGCCAUCGCCUCUGCUUCGCGUCGCCGCGGCCAAGACCUCUGAAAAGGACGAGGAGCCGUCUGAGGAGCCUGUGGAUGCAGACGCGGAGGUCUAUGACCUGGCGGCACUGUGGCUGGCGCUUGGCGAUUCGUUGCCACCGGCGGCGAUGAGUGAACUAGAGGCCAAGAUGUCAAACACCCACUCUCUGGAGGCGAUUCGGGAGUUGAUCACUGGUGCCAUGAAGCAGCACAACUUCGUCCCGGAUGUUGGUGCAGCCACUGCCUCGUUGCACAUGGAGGAGCGCACGGAGGACCCCACUGCCAAGGUCAAAGCAGCAGGGAGAGCACACGAGGAGGCCGGCAGACAGCUGGAACAGCUUCUUAGCAAAAAGGAGGAGGGCGCAGAGGAUGUUGCGGAGGCCACGAUUCAGGCCGCCACAGACGCGAAAGUCGAGGCGCAGGAGGCCCUGCAGGAGGCAAAGGAGCAGCUUGCUAAAUACCUGGAGGAGGCCAAAGAAUGGAAACAGCGCUACGUCCGACUUCCUGUGCGGCCAUGGCGGCUGGAGCCACUGGAGGGAGCUAAGCUUUUUCCGGCUCUAGCUGGCUUGCGCUCCUCCUGCUCUCGAUAUCCCGUGAUCCUCGCCAUGGCUCGCAUGCUCUUCUUGGUGCUUCCUUGCCUUGUGGCAGCCGAGCCCCAGUCUCUCCGUGGCUCCGACGUGCCCCGCAAGCUCUUCGAUGAAGUGGCUUGCACUGGCAGCGGGGGCUUGUCUCAGGACGCUCCUUCUUGCUACGGGGGCCAGGUGCUUGUCGAGAGCUUCUCGCUCCACGUCCUGAGCUAUGACGGCUCCACAGGUAUUGUGGACAUGAAAGCCGAGGGUCCCCAGACGGCCGAGUGCGAGGGCGCAGAGUUCCAAAACGAUGACAAUGCCAUUACCAUCGAGAACGAUCAUGGAUGUGGAUUGGCCAACUACGAGUACUCCGUCAGGUAUUGCCCAGACCAGGAUCAUGUCAUUAUCAACCUUGUGAAGCCCUAUGACAUGCGCGUGGUGCUGCAGAGCCGGACAUGCCCCGGAGCCGGAGAG
Messenger RNA from Symbiodinium necroappetens, 1131 nucleotides. Lineage: Eukaryota; Dinophyceae; Suessiales; Symbiodiniaceae. The record is from the annotation of a GenBank genome assembly.